AUUCAGAUGUAUCAGCUCUCAAGGCUUCUCCAUGAUUAUCACAGAGACCUGUAUAAUCAUCUUGAAGAAAAUGAAAUCAGUCCCAGUCUUUAUGCUGCACCGUGGUUUCUGACACUGUUUGCAUCUCAGUUUCCAUUAGGAUUUGUAGCCAGAGUAUUUGACAUUAUUUUUCUUCAAGGAACAGAAGUCAUAUUUAAAGUAGCACUGAGCCUACUUAGCAGUCAAGAAACAUCGAUAAUGGGCUGUGAGAGUUUUGAGAACAUUGUUGAUUUUCUUAAAACCACUAUUCCAGAUAUGACUCAGCCUCAAAUGGAAAAAAUUAUUACUCAGGUGUUUGAGAUGGAUAUUUCAAAGCAGCUCCAUGCCUAUGAAGUAGAGUACCACGUUCUUCAGGAUGAACUACAGGAAAAUGUGAGUCCGUGUGAUGAAGGUGAGCCCCUGGAGAAGCUGGAGAGGGCAAACAAUCAUCUGAAGAGACAAAACAUGGAUUUGUUGGAGAAGCUACAGGUUGCUCAUGCUAAAAUUCAGAGUCUGGAAGCCAACCUGGAGACUAUUUUGACUCGAGAGAACAAAAUGAAGACUCUAAUUCAGUCCCUGGAACAGGAGAAGAUAGCAUACCAAAAGACUCUUGAGCAGAUAGUGAAGUAUUUGCCAGCAGAAGCUUUGUCUGACUGUGAACUGCUCCUGAAGGAAAUAAACUACAAUCCAAAUAAUAAAAUAAGGAGUAAGCCAUAAACCAGGGUUUUCUAGGCAGCAUUUGUUCUAAAAAAGGGAAUGAAAAGAUGAGUAUGCUGCUUUCAAUAGCUACUUAGCAAUAGGCAAUGGUAUU
Molecule: messenger RNA, 829 nt
Organism: Acanthisitta chloris (rifleman)
Lineage: Eukaryota; Metazoa; Chordata; Aves; Passeriformes; Acanthisittidae
Product: TBC1 domain family member 4-like
Exons: 4
Source: RefSeq, a predicted model, not a curated record